GUAUAACGGUACUUUUUUCCAUUAUCUUCGCCCGGUGUCGUCGUCGCCGUUGUGUACAACAAAACUGCCUGGGUUUUUUUUUCGCCAUAUCCGUCGUUCCCUUUUCUUGUUUGUUUGAGUUCGCCUGGUGAUUUUUUUGGCCUGUUGGUUGGGUGUAUUAUUUUUUUUCCCGUCGACAACCCACAGCCCACGUAGUAUUUCGUAGGGACAUUAAGGCAGAAAUUGAGGCUUUUUUGCCACCAAAAAAAAAAAAAGAAGAACACACACAGGAAAACUUGCAGGACGAGAAAUAGGGAAAUCUACACCGUCGUUGUAUUGACGCAUUGCCGCCCAGUGCAUGGGACAAAGACUGAGACGGCCCUUGUAAAGGGCGGGGGGGCACAACGGCCAAUAUGUGGGUCUGUGGCGUUUAGUGUACGGUUGUGAAAAUCACCACAGAACCGGCAUUGAAUUUAAAGACCCCCAAAAUUAUGGGAAAUUUAAGAAACGAGUAUUGAGUGUUGCAGCUUUGCCUUGAAUCCUUACAGAAGUGCAUUCCAGAUGGCAUUGAUGGCGGCCACCAUGUGAAUACAAAUCAAGGGCUAUGGGUUACGUUUACACACAACAACAACAACAACGACAUCGGCUCACAGCGCGACCAGCAGAGCGUUGUUGUGAUUGCGGGUGCUGGCUGCACUGCACAGCACAGCGAAUGAGUAACGCGAAAGUGAGUGUGAGUACCACAGGCAAGGCAGUGUAAACUUUCAUCAUCAUCGUUCGUCGGCUGUAGUCGUGUGUGGCAAGUGGCAAGUAAAACACCAAAAGGAGGUGCAUUCAAUUCAGUCCCACUACGAGAAGGCCAAAGAACAACAAAGUGCAUUGAAAUGCAAAAGGCAUUCCCCCAAAUAUGAAACAGAAAACAAAAAAAAAAUCCAGUCCAUCCAUAUAUCCUGGAGUACACACACACACACCCAAACCCCAAAUAUUAUUUGCCACAUUCAUUGAUUCCACGACGCAACGAAAAAAAAAUUCACACAACUGAAAAAAAUAAAAUAAAACUCAACAGAAACUGUGUCUAAAGAUUUAAAAUAUUGGUCAGUGCGGAACAAAGCGUAACAAAAAUAAAACCGACAAAAAUCAAAACGGGGAAUACAAGAAAAGAAAAGUGUUGUAUCUUAAAAAAAAAAAAAAACAAUAAAAAAUCGAGAAAUAUUUUUAUGCAAACACCAAAUUUAUGCAAUAUGGCUAAAAUGUUUGCCAACAACAGGAAGAAUUUAACGCAAUAUUUUUAUUACAAUUUUAUGCUGCAUGCAAUCCCAUUGACAUUUCUUAGAAUUAUACAAAACAAAAAAUUACUUAAGGAAAAAUGAACUUUUCACCGUUUGGUAAUCCAUUUCCCGGUUCCAUACCGGGUAUAGCCCAGUUUACCACCACCACAACACCAUUGGUAUCCACGGCAACCUCGGCUGCGGCAGUGGCCACGGUAACAUCAACGGCAACAUUGCAACAGCAGCAACAGGAUACGGCUGCAGCUGCUGCUGCUGUGGCGGCGGCCACCAAUCGUUACCAGCAGCAGCAACAGCAACAACAACAGCAGCAGCAGCAACAACAACAGCAACAAAGUACCUCUACAAUUAGUAUGACCCAUUUCAAUCAACCUGCCAUACAAGUUGCUACCGCCACCGCUUUGCCAACCGCCAAGUUCCGCACAAACAACGAUGGUGGUGGUGAUGGUGAUAAAUACAAUGGCCACAUGGUUACCCUGACAACGACGGGAACACCUGGAACUGUUAGCGGAAAUCAGCAGCAGCAACAGCAACAACAACAGCAGCAGGCCCAGCAACAGCAACAACAAACCACACAAUAUACCGCCACCAUACCCGCCUAUAAUCAACAAACCGAAGAUAAACGUUUGGUCCAGGCCGCCAUUGCUUAUCCCCAGAGUACAAUAACCGCUUCCACAUCAGCAGCAGCCGCUGCCACCGCCCUGGGUCUACAACAGGCCCAACUGCAACCGGGCACCUCAACGCAAACAACGCAACUGCAUACCCAGCUGACGGCGCCGCAGGAGUUAACUCAGGAUCUCUGCAAUGCCAUAUUGCAACAACAAGGUGUGGAUUCAAAACGUGUGUUACAAAAUACCUCAUGGCAAUCGCUGACGCCCGGCACCACAGUUGCCGAUUAUUUAUCACAUCUUCCGGCAAAUACGCUGCCCCUAUCGUUGCAUCAUUUUUUAAAAUAUUCCGCUGAAAAUAUUAAAAAAGAAAAUCAAAAUGUAGUAAGUACUGAAACUGAAAUGACAGUUGCCAGUUCAGACAAACAAGCAACUGCAGCGGGCAUCAAUUAUUUUCUUUUCGAACUUCCCCAGGUCUUACAGGUACAAACGGGACCAGCACUGGGUUUAAAUACGAUAACGGGGUCGACGACCAUAACAAUACCUCAGCAGCAGUUGCAACAGGUAACGGCAACGUUACAGGAUCAGCAACAGCAGCAACAACAACAACAGCAGCAGCAACAACAAACGGUGGCUGGGGUAUUGCAGGCAGCCAGCCAGUUGCAAAGCCAAGUCUCGGUGGGCAGUCUCACCGGAGCCAUACAGACGCUGCAGCAAGCCACCACAAGUGGCCUAGCGGCGGCACCACAACCCCAAGCCACAACUUCCACCGGUACCGGCACCACGACAAAACGCAAGAAACGAAAAAAGCGUGUCAAGGAACGUAAACCCAAGCCACGUCCCGGUGAAGUCCGUCUGAUCACAGCCCUCGAUGGCAGUCCCCUGUACAUGUGUCCCGAAUGUCAAGUCUGUUAUCCCGAACCUGAGCUGCUGGAAAUCCAUUUGGUUGGCCACAAUGCCGAACGACGUUAUAUCUGUGAUAUUUGUCAAGCCACGCUAAAACGAAAGGAUCAUUUGACGCGUCACAAACAAUCUCACAAUCCUGAGCGACCCUUUAUCUGUACCGUUUGCCUGAAGGCAUUCAAGCGGAAAGAACAGUUGAGCCUGCAUUUUGUCAUACAUUCGGGCGAAAAGCGACAUUUGUGUCAGGAAUGUGGCAAAGGAUUCUAUCGCAAGGAUCAUUUAAGGAAGCACACACGAUCGCAUAUUGCGCGGCGGGUCAAGGCGGAGUUGACGUUACAGAAUGAAAGUGAAAAUGGUACAAGUAUGUUGCAACCGGUUGCGGGGGCAUUGGCGGCGGUACAAGCAACGUUACAACAAGUACAACAACAGCAGCAGCAACAACAGCAACAGUCUCAAAAUCAACAGCAGCAGCAGCAGCAGCAACAACAGACCUCACAAACUCAGCAACAACAACAACAGCAAGUUCAACAAAUACAAACCCAACAACUGCAGCAGCAUCAUGUGGUUGUCACGCAACAGCAGCAACAGCAACAACAGAAUCCUCAACAGCAACAAAUGCAAAUGCCUAAUUAGCCCCCACCUGGUGGGGGCGGGGGAGGCAGCGUCACACAACAGGAAUUUUGUAAAGUUAGUUAGUGUUGUUUUCCCUCUCGCCCUCUCCUAAGUUUUCCACUGUACAUUUGUUAAAUAAUUAAGUUAAGGGAAAUUAGGUCUAUUUGUGUUUGCCAUUUUUUUGCUCGAAGUAUACGAUAUCCAGAGAGAACUUCGAAACAAAUAUUUCUGAUAGGGUUCCGACA
Molecule: messenger RNA, 3633 nt
Organism: Musca domestica (house fly)
Lineage: Eukaryota; Metazoa; Arthropoda; Insecta; Diptera; Muscidae
Product: transcription factor SPT20 homolog
Exons: 3
Coding region: 1346-3409 (687 amino acids)
Cellular component (GO): nucleus
Source: RefSeq, a predicted model, not a curated record